Cyphellophora attinorum is the source of this 726-nucleotide messenger RNA. RefSeq lists its product as uncharacterized. The transcript has a single exon. The coding region runs from base 1 to 726 and encodes 241 amino acids. The record is from RefSeq and is a predicted model, not a curated record. Lineage: Eukaryota; Fungi; Ascomycota; Eurotiomycetes; Chaetothyriales; Cyphellophoraceae.
AUGGCUGCCGCGGAGUCGUUGUACAUCCACUUCUCCUGGAAGAAAUUCCGGCACCUUGUAACCACGUCGCCCAACGACACCACCAAUCCUCUCUACCACGUCUCCAUCCGCAGCACCAUCGGGCCACACGUCAUCAUUCGAUACCCAGCCACAGACGGCAUAAUUGGCACGGGCACUCUCCACGCCUUCUCAAUUUCUCCGCGCUACUCGCUCCGCUCCCGCCCCGGCCAGCUCAAAGCCCUCGCCCGGCUGCGCACCGAAUACAACCACAUCUCCCACACUUUCGAUCCCUCCGGUAAGCCGCACUCCAUGCGCUGGACCUCGAGUUCGGGCUUUAAAUCCUGGGACUUUCUCUGUCUUGACGAGCACGACAACGCAGUGGCACGAUUCAGUGCGAGUAUCUGGAGUGCGACGAAGGUGGGAAGGAUUGAUUUCUUAGAUGCCAAGAUUGCUGGAAAUGAGGCCUUCAGGGAAGAGAUGCUGCUAUUGGGGCUGACGUUGUACUAUUGUAUGUGGUUCAGGACGUACAACGUGUUUAACAUUGCGGGGAGUAUUUUCACGAACACCAAACCACUGGACAAAGACGGAGCUGUGGAUGGCAGGGAACUCAAGGCCUUGGGCAGGGCUGACUCGAGACUGAGUAUUGCGGAUGAGGCAGGGCUGGUGGGGGAGGGGAAUGGGCAGGGAGGGCAGAGUAGGUAUGCGCCGCGAUUGAAUCGCGCUUGA